AUGAAGAUUCCGCCAACGCCACCGCCACCGCCACCGCCACCGGCGAUGAUGAUGGCUAAGUCCACAACAGCAACAGCGAAGGCAAGGGCGAUGACGGCGACCCCUUCUCCUCCUCCUCCUCCUCCUCCGCUGCCGACACCCUCCGUGCAGCCAGCUGCCAGGGCUUUUCCUGUGCUUGGUAACCCCCCUCCUGCACCGCCACCGCCACCGCCGCCGCCGCCAGCGAAGAGCGCCGUCACACGGCCGCCGCCAAAGACGGCGGAGCUUAGACCGGCCCCCAAGGUGGCGCCGAAGAGCAACUUGGAUACACUGUCUUCCCUUCUUGCAAAUCGCCGGAGGGGCAUUCUCGGAAUGCACUCGGACGAGGAUGAGGACGAGGUACCCCCGUCUGCCCCCUCAAAGGGCAUUCGGGCCACCAAGGAAUCAGCUCCCCAAGUGGCCGCGGCACCGCCACCCCCUGCUGUAAAGGCAGCCCUGCCCCCACCUCCACCACCGCCAGUGCCGGGUAAGGUUCCCCCGAGGCUCAUGGACGACGAGGAUGAUGAUUGGUAG
This is a messenger RNA of Trypanosoma conorhini, 552 nucleotides long. Its product is annotated as putative WAS protein family 3-like. The transcript has a single exon. Lineage: Eukaryota; Euglenozoa; Kinetoplastea; Trypanosomatida; Trypanosomatidae. The coding region runs from base 1 to 552 and encodes 183 amino acids. The record is from RefSeq and is a predicted model, not a curated record.